AUGGAACACGCUCAGACCGUCCCUUUGGAAUCCAAUGGACUUGUGUUUUCAUAUUUGUUAGACCUUGACGUCGCCGAAGAACUGGCAGUCAUGUUGGCUGCUCUUAGUCAUCUCUACGAAAAAUGCAACUCACUGAGCAAUAUUGCCCUAAGUGAGAAGUAAGUGUUAGUGUUUGCUUAGGGGAGGGGUAGGUGGACACAGAAAGUCCCAGAUGCUCAUAGGGACAUCACAGUUCACUUUAACAAAGCUAGAGGUGUUUUCAGUAGACUCCGCAACAUCUGGAAGUCUAAGCAAUACAGGCUCAAAUUACAAUAACGAUGUUAAGGCUGCUCUUUUGGGUGGCUCUAUGUGCUGGAGAUCAUUACAGUGGCCUUCACAAGAUCUGCAAUAUCUACUGGCUUGACAAGGUCACCAAGGUGGAACUGUUUAAGGAGACAGACGGUAUGAAUAUGUCUCUCACAACUAAGAACCGCAGGCUUUGAUAGGUUGGUCAUGUCCUAAGGAUGCCCAGUAACACCCAAAGUGUCCUUGAGAUGGAAUCUGGGAAGACCAAAGGAGGCCGGCCAAAAACCACGUGUUGAAGAACAGUGAUGAAAGAGCUGGAGGAGAUGGGUGUAACAUGGGGCAAAGUGCAGACCAAAGCUCUGGACAGGGUUAAGUGGCAAUGUUGGACAUGAUGAGCGAGGGUAGAGGACAUUUGAUUAUUUUUAAUAGGGAAAAUUAAUCUCCAUACCAAAGCAUCAACCAAAGGACAGGCAUGCCUGAUUAAUAAAACAACCUGAUAGUUACUUUCCAUACAACACAGGGUAACCAAAUGUGAUACCUUGUAUCAAUAUCACACAAAACAACCCAAUAGGACAAUUAGUUGGUUAAAGCAUUCAAUCAGCAAAACAUAAAAACCAACAGCAACAGCAACAGCAUCAGCUGAUCAAUGCAAUUAAAAAGAAAAAUAUUUUCAAUUCAUCAAACCAGAGGAAAAAAAUCACUCUGUAAUCAGAGCACUUUAAAGAAGUGAAUCACUUUCAGUAAAAUUUACAAGCACUUAUUUUGAAAGUUUAAUUCAGAUGUUUCAAACAAAAACAAGGGAACAAUGAUAACAUACACAUAACAACAAGUGGAUAGAGUAACCAUUUAUACACAUCAUAGCAAGUGGUUAGAGCAACAAGGAUACAAAACAAAACAAGUGGAUAGAGUAACCACUAUGUACAACAAUACUGACCAAUAGAUACCGUCAAAAACUGUGAUGUUUAAAGCUACCCUUAUUGCUGUGUGGUCAUCUCAACCACAGGGUACCCGCAUAAGCUGAUUGAGUGACUUUAACAUGCAGACACAUCAUAACAAGUGGAUAGAGUAACCACUAUGCACAACAAUACUGAACUGUGAUGUUUAAAGCUACUCUUAUUGCUGUGUGGGUACCCACAUAAGCUGAUUGUGUCACUUUAACAUGUAUACACAUCAUAAGCUGUGGUCAUUCCACUCAUACACUUAAAGAGGUAGAAUUAGUUUUUUUUUCUAAGAUAUCACUGCUUUCUUAUCUCUUGGUGAUAACUUAAGUGCUUCAUGGCCCUGGAAGCAAUCCUACACACAGGGAUUAGAAAAUGUUAAGCAACUUUCAUAAUAAUCUCGGUUAUUACUUUUGAAUUUCAUUCAGGAUUGAAAAGAAUGCCAGUAGUUAAAUCAAAAUUGAUUUUAAAUUGCAUACGAUUACAAAAUUAAUGCCGGUCAGGAAAUUUCAAUAUGAUACAUACUCUUGCCAUGAUAAAGGACAGAUAAUGGUGAAACAUUUAUGCACUUCAAUCACCUCAUUCAAUUCCAUAUAAUUUCCAUUUAUCGUUUGGCGAUGGAAGUUGAUGAUCUGAUUCCUUGACCUGUAGUUAAAUCAAUGAUGACAUACAUCCAUUUAGAAAGGAAAAAAUGAAACGAUUAUUUGGUUGUUACUUGUUUCAUAUUUUAUUUAUGUACAUAAAACAGAUAUUAGUAACUAAUAUAUUGCAUGUUUUUUUAUCCAGCUAGCUGUGAUUCAAAAUCUUGGAAUUUUUUGGUCAACAAGAGGAUUUAACUUCUACUUAUUAUAUUGGUGAGUUUAUCAUUUAUGAAUUUGUUUUCCUAGGGUCCCAAUUUGGGGUAAUAAGUUAGGACUUUUGAGACAAUUUUUCCUUGCUUGCCCAUAGUUUUUUCUUGUUAAGUAAACUGGAAAAUUCAUCAAAACAAACAGUAUAGUAUCCUUUUUGUUAGUUACAUCCCACGUAGAAAUUAAGUCAAUUUCGUAUCUCUUUCUCAGGCAACGCUUGCGUGGCCUAGUGGAUAUGUUCUCUUUCUUUAAAUUAAACACACGUCGACCGCUUCUUCCCCGUCGCUGUUUAAUUUAGUUUGGAUGAUUUGUGGGGGUGGUUUAGCUCCUGGUUGAAUCUGUCGUUGUUGGGUGUUUUGUUUUUUUUCUUCAAGUUCUGAGAAAAACUUCGACUUUAAUUUUUUUUUGCCUUUUUUUUCUUCUUUUUAACCAGUACGAGAGUUCUGAUAUUUUACUCUCUUUUGCUGGUUAAAAAAGAGGGGAAAAAAAGGCGAAAAAAAAUUUUAAGUCGAAGUUUUUUCUUAGAAUUUGAAGAAAAAAAAGCAAAAUGGCCCGACAACGGGGGUUCAACCGGGGGCUGAACCCCCUUGAUAAGUCACUCAAACUAAAUUAAACGGCGGCAGGGGGGGAGCGGCCGCCUUGUGUUUAAUUUAAUGAAAGUGAGCUUAUCCACUAGGCCACGCAAGCGUUGCCUGAGAAUGAGAGGCGAAAUUAACCUAGAAGUAGGUACAGGCUCCAUUGUUCUCGGUGAAUCACGUUGAUUACUCAUAAUUUAUUCACAUCCCGUGCGGAAUGUCUUGUUAUUUGAAACAACAAUCUUGAAUAUUUACAACUUAAACGGCACCAAAAAGCAGUUGUUUUGUGAAAACUUAAACAGAGUAAGUUUUCUCUACUAGUUGCUUGUAUCUCUGAAUAACUUUUUGAAGAACGUGCAGUUUUAUUGAGAAUGUUCUUGUUGCGUUUAUUAGUUUCAAUUUAUUCAUGUCCCGUGCAGAAUUUUACCUAAGAAAACUUAAUAUUCAAAAACGAUUUGUGCAUCUAUUUAUUUUUAUCACGUUUUGCUGUUGUAAAACGACUGUAGAGUAACGCUUUCGUUUGUUUGUUUUUUAUCAGGCGCUAUGGUGCGAAUAGUGAUUCAAGAGAAGGACGAACAGAAAAUGUUUUGAGAGUGUCGCUAGUCAAGAAGAGUCAAGAGUUGUAA
Porites lobata is the source of this 3272-nucleotide messenger RNA. Lineage: Eukaryota; Metazoa; Cnidaria; Anthozoa; Scleractinia; Poritidae. The record is from the annotation of a GenBank genome assembly.